Molecule: messenger RNA, 1232 nt
Organism: Cryptomeria japonica (Japanese cedar)
Lineage: Eukaryota; Viridiplantae; Streptophyta; Pinopsida; Cupressales; Cupressaceae
Product: thylakoid lumenal 16.5 kDa protein, chloroplastic
Exons: 4
Coding region: 157-831 (224 amino acids)
Biological process (GO): photosystem II repair
Source: RefSeq, a predicted model, not a curated record
UUUCCCCGUUACACAAGACAUGCCAAUUGAAAAAGGAUUAGACUGAUAUGAUCCUCUUUUCCUUCUAGUUGUCCGCCUCGUAGCAACUUAAAACAGGGGAUUAUAUUUAAACAGUCUGCUGCUAUCUACAAAGUUUGUGAGCCGUUCAAAUCACCAAUGGCCACCAUACGCCCAUACCCAACUGCAUUUUCACUCCCUGUUUACAAUUUGCCAAGAGGCAAGCAUUCUGCAAUCAUAUGCCAAUCAAUAACAGAUACAGCUUUACUCCAGACGCCCAAAACUUCUCAUUCAAAUUUGAAAACAUCAAUAUCAAGAAGAGAUUUGGCAUUUAAGUUGUUGGGCUCGUUUGCAUUAUCAAGCUUGGCCUUUCCACUGGUGGAUUCUUCUUCUCCUGCAUAUGGGAUUCUGGAGGCUGAUGAUGAUGAGGAGCUGCUGGAGAAAGUUAAGGCUGACAGGAAGAAGAGGCUCCAAAAACGAGAGGAAACUAAUAAAUUGAAGAGCGAGGCAGCCUAUGUGCAGGAUGCAGUUUACAAACUGAGUGAAGUAGGCCAAGCAUUAGACAAGAAUGAUUUCACAAGUGCAAAACGGGUUCUUGGUAAAAGUCUUGAUACAAAAUGGAUUGUGAAUAUUAAGGAAGCAUUUACAAAGGUGAGCUCCAACCCUGAGGAGAAAAGUAAAGCAGAUACUUUCACUGCAUCCUUGGCUUCUCUUAUAUCUGCAGUCUCAAAGGAAAACCUUGAUUUGUGCAAAAGUGCUUUUGUAUCAUCGGCAGAUGCUCUUGAGAACUGGUCAAUAUUGACUGGCUUAUCAGAACAAGUGAAAGGCCUUUAGUGAAAUACAUGCACCCAAAUCUACCCAUCUGUGUCACUUUCAAGAUUUUGGCAUCAUUUUUGCAAAUUGUCAAUCAAUUUUUCCUGUAAGCAUGGACCAGAGUAAGGCAACAUCUUAAAGGAUGUUGAAUGACAUGCUUCUGUGCACCAGUAUUUCACUGGAAAUUUUUAGUAGGUUUUUAAUUGAAUUGUCUUUCCUAGGAUUUUUUUGAGCAGGUUUGUAGAAUUUCUGGGAAGCUAGUACUCAAGUUUGGUAGAACCCAUUUAGCAUUAUUUCCUUCCUCUUGAAAUUUCAAUUCAGAAGUUAUCUGGAUGCCCACAUACUUUCAGACAUUAACUUCUUAACAUGCAUGUCAUUUUCGAAUCAUUUUGAAUUUCAAUCUGUAUGAUAAGUUGCUUAAA